UGAGGUGCAGAUCCUGGAUUCUGCGCCAGCUCUGUUACUGGACGCGCCCUCACUUCCGAGUGUGUGUUGGGGGUUAGAGUCAAUAAUAAUAACAGCAUCAGGGGGCUUAUGUUGUGUUGUGUCUGUGCUGCCAAGAGAUCGCGCUGCUAGGAGUUCAGAUGGCGCAGCUCUCGCAUGCUUUAAAGGAGUCAGUUUGACGUUUAUUGAAUGUGAGAAGAAAUGAAUAAACCCAAAAUGGCAGCAGAAAAAAGUGCUUCCCGGGUUCUGACGUUACUGAGUCAGCUGGAGAGGCUGAAUGAGGAGCCCAAAGUUUCUGAUAAGGAUGCCAUCCGACAAAUCACAGGAAAAGUCCUUCACCUCAUCCAGACCCAAGAGAAGACCCGUAAGGAGGUGGUGUCUAAAGGCUCUGGUGGGAUGGAGGUCAUUCUAUCAUCUCUCGAGAAUACACGGGAUUUGCAGACCAAUCUGAACAUCCUCGGUAUUUUGAAUGAACUGUUGACUGUGGGUGGAGGCCGUAGGACCGGGGUGUUUGUGUCCAAGGGAGGAACAGCGAUUCUGUUACAGUUGUUAGUGAGCUCCAGCAAAGACCCUCCUGCCAAUGAGGAACUAAUGAUUCUCAUUCAUUCUCUACUGGUCAAAGUUGGCCCGAAAGUGACAUCACUUCCUUAUUCAGACAAGAAGUUUGGUGUUAAAGCGCGUCUGAACGGGGCUCUGAAUGUGACUGUGAAUCUAGUGAAACAUAAUCUGCACAACUACAAGCUGUUAUUGCCAUGCCUGCAGGUGCUUCGGGUCUACUCAAGCAACUUGGUAAAUGCAGUGUCGCUGGGAAGGAGUGGCGCUUUGGAGAUCACGUUCGAUAUUAUUGGACCCUUUAGCAAAAAGAGCACCACUCUACUAAAGGUAGCCUUGGACACACUGGCAGCAUUACUAAAGUCUGGAAUGAAUGCUCGUCGCGCGGUGGACAGAGGAUAUCUUCCGACGCUACUUGCAAUCUAUCAAGAUUGGCACCGCAAUGACACACGUCACCGCCAUGUGGUCAUCCGCAAGAGCAUCCUGGGAUGCAUCAAAAACAUCACUAACAUUAAGCUUGGCAGGAAGGCCUUCAUAGACGCCAAUGGGAUGAGGAUCCUUUAUAACGCAUCCACUGAGUGCCUGCCCGUCCGGACACUAGAUCCACUGGUCAAUACCUCCAGCCUAAUUAUGAGGAAGUGCUUUCCAAAGAACCGCCUCCCACUGCCUACCAUUAAAAGUGUCUUUCUCCACCCGCUGCCACACGUCCCCGCUGGUGGACCAGUGGCGCAGCUGUACAACCAGCCGCCAGGAGUGGAUGAUGUGGUUGAUGAGAGCGAUGAGAAUGAAGCUACGGAGGUCGACACAGAAAAUGACACAGAAAAUGAGGAGGAUGAAAGCGGUCACAAAACACAGAAUGACGACAUAGAGACGGAUAUCAACAAACUGCGGCCCAGACAGAUCAACACGCGUCCGUUUGAUGAGCUCAGAGUCUACGAGCAUUUCUGUCGGGAAUUCACAGAGAAUUUUGAGGAGAAUGACUUUGAAAGCCCCAGAUCUUUCAUUUCUCUAUCAAGCGUCAACUCAGAGCUUCAUCAUGGUCCCAUUAUCAUUCCCACCACGCCGACAUCCUUGGGGCCUCAGGGAGACGUUCUGCUGCCCAACUCGGAUAGAUCAUCUCUGGAGCUGGACAGCAUCUCUAUAUCAAAAAAACCAGACGGCAAAUCGGACUGCGAUCUGGUCUUUAGUUUGGGUCGUCUGGUUCUAGAUGGUGCCGUGAAUGGAGGCUCUGGGGAUGGGUCUCAAGAUGAGGGCGGGGAACCGACGGAUCUCGAAGUUCCAGAUACAGCGGCACUGCUGCCACUGCAUGACCCUGACCUCUACUUGGAGAUGGUGAAGAGCACAAGCUCGGUGCCUGCCUACACAGAGGUGGCGUACCCAGAUUACUUUGGGCAUGUGGCACUCAACCUCCGCGAGCCCAUUCUAGAGAGGGUUUAUGGUGUGCAGAGAAUGAAGAUCUUCCAGGAUAUUGAGAGGCUCAUUCACCCCAGUGACAUCAUCGAUAAAGUUGUAUAUGACUUGGACAAUCAGAGUUGUCCAGUUAUUGACAAUGGGGAGUCUCUCAAGUUCAACUCUAAAUUUGAGUCUGGAAACCUACGGAAAGCAAUGCAAGUCAGAAAGUUUGAGUAUGACUUGAUCUUGAACUCGGACAUCAAUAGUAAUCACUAUCACCAGUGGUUCUAUUUCGAGGUGGGCAAUAUGCGCCCUGGAGUUCGUUACCGAUUCAAUAUAAUCAACUGUGAGAAGUCUAACAGCCAAUUCAAUUACGGUAUGCAGGUGCUCAUGUACUCCGUACAGGAUGCCAUCAACGGCAGGCCCCAAUGGGUUAGAACAGGAUCAGACAUCUGCUACUACAAGAAUCAUUUCUCACGAAGCUCCAUUGCAGCCGGAGGGCAAAAGGGCAAAUCAUACUUCACCAUGACCUUCACUGUGACCUUUCAGCAUAAAGAUGAUGUUUGCUACUUUGCCUAUCAUUAUCCAUACACCUACUCGAUGCUAAAGAUGCAUCUGCAGAAGUUGAGUGCUUUGAGUACUCCUCAGAUCUACUACAGACAGGAGGAUCUGUGUGAAACGCUGGGAGGAAACGGCUGUCCCCUGCUCACCAUCACAGCCAUGCCAGAAUCCUCCAGCGAUGACCAUAUCAGCCAGUUUAGAAGCCGUCCAGUGGUGUUUCUGUCUGCGCGGGUGCAUCCCGGAGAGACUAACUCUAGCUGGGUGAUGAAGGGCACUCUGGAGUUUCUCAUGAGCUGCAGUCCUCAAGCCCAAAGUCUACGAGAGAGCUACAUCUUCAAAGUCAUCCCCAUGCUCAACCCUGACGGGGUCAUCAACGGAAAUCAUCGUUGUUCUCUGAGUGGGGAGGAUCUGAACAGACAGUGGCAGAACCCCAACAUCGAGCUUCAUCCCACCAUCUACCACUCCAAGAGUCUCCUGCAGUACCUCAGAGCUACAGGAAGAACUCCACUGGUGUUCUGCGACUAUCACGGCCAUUCACGGAAGAAGAAUGUUUUCAUGUACGGCUGUAGUAUUAAGGAGACGGUGUGGCAGACCAAUAUUAACACCAGCACUGUUGACGUACAAGAGGACUUUGGAUACAGGACUCUGCCUAAGCUGCUGUCUCAGAUGGCUCCAGCGUUCAGCCUGUCCAGCUGCAGUUUUGUAGUCGAGCGCUCUAAAGAAGCCACGGCGCGCGUGGUGGUCUGGAGAGAGAUCGGAGUGCAGCGCAGUUACACCAUGGAGAGCACCCUGUGUGGCUGUGACCAGGGCAAAUACAAGGGUCUCCAGAUCGGGACAAAUGAAUUGGAGGAAAUGGGCGCUCAGUUUUGUUUGGCUAUGCUCAGGCUAAAACGCUUCACGUCCCCAUUGGAGCUCCACAACCACAACUCUCAUCUACUGGACAUGGAGAACGACUUAGACACACGCAGCAUCCCCAACAUCACCAGUAACACCACAUACGUGUUGGAUGAGGAUGAGCCAGCGUUCCUGGAGGAAGUGGACUACAGUGCGGAAAGCAAUGACGAGAAUGACCCCGAUCCUGAAGGGUAUCUCCAGGAUAACCAUGCUCUCCCGGACCCCAAUUCUGACUCCGAGCUCAGCCACCAAGACUCUCUUAACUGAAACCGUACCAGGCUCACUUUAGUGAACUCCCCUUUGUCGUGUCACCUGUGUUCGCCUAAUUCAUAGAACUUGUUCACAAAACUUACCUUAAUAAGUAUAACCAAACCACUUUUCUGACGGCAAACACAACAUAACAUAAUAAUGCAAAAGGUGCUUUUGAGACCAUGGCGAAUAUAGAUGCUUUUCAAGCUAUAGCGCUCUAGGUAAUGUUACAUAGAAAUCAUGCUCAUUGUUCCAAACCUGUUUGACUUUCACUCUUCUGUGGAACACAAAAAGAGAUGUUGUGAAGAAUGUUGACACUGCUCUUUUCCAUACGAUGAUAAUGUAACUAGUAUGUUCCACAGAAAAGAAACAAGUAAUACAGAUUUGCAAUGAUAUGAAGUUGAGUAAAUGACCUUUAAUAAGACAUAAUCUAAAAAGUGUAAAUGUAAUAGGUCCCUAUAAUAAGACAUUGAAUUAAAUUAGUUAUACUAAAAAAAAAAAAAA
Messenger RNA from Pimephales promelas (fathead minnow), 4170 nucleotides. Lineage: Eukaryota; Metazoa; Chordata; Actinopteri; Cypriniformes; Leuciscidae. The record is from RefSeq and is a predicted model, not a curated record.